GUGGUGGAGUUCAAGAUGGAAGAGAGCAUGAAAAAAGCUGUGGAGGUGCUGAACAAGCACAGCCUCAGUGGGAGACCCCUGAAGGUGAAGGAGGACCCCGACGGCGAGCACGUCCGAAGAGCCGUGCAGAAGGCCAUGGCAGCCUCUGGCAGCGGGAUGGGCAUCAGCCCCGGCCCCGGCGGGCCUGGCAUGAUUAACAUACCGCCCAGCAUUCUCAACAACCCCAACAUCCCGAACGAGAUCAUCCACGCCUUGCAAGCCGGCCGGCUGGGCAGUACCGUUUUCGUGGCCAAUCUGGACUACAAGGUUGGCUGGAAGAAGCUGAAGGAGGUCUUCGGCAUGGCUGGGGUGGUCGUCCGAGCAGACAUCCUGGAAGACAAAGACGGGAAGAGCCGGGGCAUCGGCACCGUCACCUUUGAGCAAGCCAUCGAGGCCGUCCAGGCCAUCUCUAUGUUCAACGGGCAGCUGCUCUUCGACAGGCCGAUGCAUGUCAAGAUGGAUGAACGCGCUUUGCCAAAGGGAGACUUUUUCCCUCCGGAGCGGCCUCAGCAGCUUCCGCAUGGCCUUGGGGGGAUCGGCAUGGGAUUGGGGCCGGGAGGAAUACCCAUUGAUGCCAACCACCUGAACAAAGGCCUGGGCAUGGGCAACCUCGGCCCCGGAGGGAUGGGGAUCGAAGGCUUGGGCUUCGGAAUGAAUAAAAUGGGAGGCAUGGAGGGUCCUUUCAGUGGAAUGGAGAGCCUGGGCCGUUUUCCUUCCGGGAUGAACCUCGGCCGGAUGAGUGAGAUGGACCGAGCCAUCGGAGGGGGAUUCGAGAGAGACUUCCCGAGAAACGAAAUGGGGAUGGCCCGUAGUUUUGGAGACACUCUGGACAGAGGCAUAGGGGGCGGUGGGGGCGGCGCCUCGAUCCCGGCCAUUGACCGCAUGGCCCCCGGACUGGACCGCAUGGCCCCCAGCAUCGACAGGCUGCCCACCGGGCUGGGCCACGGGAUCGACCGCGUGGGCUCCGAGAUGGACCGGAUGGGGCUGGUGCUGGACCGCAUGGGCUCCGGAGUGGACCGCAUGGGCUCGGGCAUCGACCGCAUGGCCCCCCUGGGGCUGGACCACCUGGCCUCCAGCCUCGACCGCAUGGGCCCCGGGAUGGAGCGGAUGGGGGCCGGCCUGGGCUUUGGCCUGGACCGCAUGGGCUCCACCCUCGACCGCGUGAGCAGCGCCAUGGACCGCAUGGGCAGCGGGGUCGACCGGAUGGGGCUGGGCCUGGACCGCAUGGUCCCGGCCGGGAUGGGCCCCGUGAUGGAGAGGAUGCCGGCCGGGCUGGACCGCCUGGGAGCCGCCCCCAUGGACCGGAUGGGGCUGGACCGCCUGGCGGCCCCCAGCAUGGACCGCAUGGGGCUGGAGCGCAUGGGGGCGGCGGCCAGCAGCAUGGACCGCAUGGGGCCGGCCCUCAGCCAGGGCAUGGGCGCCGGCUUAGACCGGAUCGGGCUGCCCAUGGGGAGCAGCUUCGAGAGAAGCAUGGACAUGGAGCGCGGGAACUUCGCUGCCGGAAACUUCAGCGGCGCCCUGGGCACCGGAGGACCCGUCACUGCCGCCGCCGCCGGAGUAGCCAGGAAAGCCUGCCAGAUUUUUGUGAGAAACCUUCCUUUUGACUUUACAUGGAAAAUGCUGAAGGACAAGUUCAACGAAUGCGGUAAGUCGCCCGCGUAG
Molecule: messenger RNA, 1701 nt
Organism: Protobothrops mucrosquamatus (brown spotted pit viper)
Lineage: Eukaryota; Metazoa; Chordata; Lepidosauria; Squamata; Viperidae
Gene: HNRNPM
Product: heterogeneous nuclear ribonucleoprotein M
Exons: 11
Coding region: 16-1701 (561 amino acids)
Biological process (GO): regulation of mRNA stability involved in response to oxidative stress; alternative mRNA splicing, via spliceosome
Cellular component (GO): nucleus; cytoplasm; post-mRNA release spliceosomal complex
Molecular function (GO): mRNA binding
Source: RefSeq, a predicted model, not a curated record